This is a messenger RNA of Benincasa hispida (wax gourd), 1647 nucleotides long. RefSeq names its product IAA-amino acid hydrolase ILR1-like 3. Gene Ontology annotation, molecular function: IAA-Ala conjugate hydrolase activity. Gene Ontology annotation, biological process: auxin metabolic process. NCBI's taxonomy places the organism in Eukaryota, Viridiplantae, Streptophyta, Magnoliopsida, Cucurbitales, Cucurbitaceae. Gene Ontology annotation, cellular component: endoplasmic reticulum. The record is from RefSeq and is a predicted model, not a curated record.
UGUUUAAAAAUUCACUCCACCCAAUCUAUGAAUAAAAAACGAAUUCUCUCCAAUCAAGUAGUUGAGAGUUCCUGAGGUUUCUUCAUCAGAUUCUUCAAACUUACAACCAAUUUGAUCACAGGAACUCCCAUGGAACAAUUACUUCUAUUGGCGUUCUUUUUCGUAUUCCCGUUCUGUACAUCAUCGGGCCUCGGAACUGAGCCGCCAUUGGAGUUGAGUCAUCUAACUCGGGAGCUUCUGGAAUCGGCAAGAAACCCCGAGUUCUUCGACUGGUUGGUUAGGGCUCGAAGGAAAUUGCACGAGAAUCCGGAGCUGUCCUUCGAGGAAUUCGAAACCAGCCAAUUCAUUCGAACAGAGCUGGAGUCGCUUGGGAUUAAUUUCACUUGGCCCUUCGCUAAGACGGGGAUUGUGGCGUCCGUCGGAUCAGGUGCGCACCCAUGGUUCGCUCUUAGGGCUGAUAUGGAUGCUCUUCCUAUUCAGGAAAUGGUUGAGUGGGAGCAUAAGAGUAAGAACGAUGGCAAAAUGCACGCUUGUGGCCAUGAUGCUCAUGUCACAAUGCUUCUUGGAGCUGCUAAGUUGCUUCAGCAGAGAAGAAAUGAGCUAAAGGGCACAGUGAAGCUUGUUUUCCAACCUGGGGAAGAGGGACGUGCUGGGGCUUACCAUAUGUUAAAAGAGGGUGCUCUGGACAAGUUUCAAGGCAUAUUUGGGUUACAUAUUAUUCCAGAAUUGCCUGUAGGGACAAUUGGUUCAAGGGCUGGCCCAUUUAUGGCUGGUAGUGGUAGGUUUGUGGCUACAAUUCAAGGAAUUGGUGGUCAUGCUGCAAUGCCUCAUAAUGCAAGAGAUCCAGUUCUUGCCAUGUCAACUGCUAUCAUCUCUCUUCAACACAUAAUUUCUCGAGAAACUGAUCCUCUUGAUUCCAGGGUGAUCACUGUUGGGUUUGUCAAGGGUGGACAAGCAGGAAAUGUUAUCCCGAAAACCGUUACAUUUGGAGGUACUUUCCGAAGCAUGACUAUGGAAGGUCUUUCCUACCUCAAGCAAAGAAUUCAAGAGGUCAUAGAGGUUCAAGCAGCUGUGCAUCGGUGUACUGCCUCGGUAGACUUUAUGGAAGAAAAGUCGAUAUUCUACCCAGCUACUGUCAAUGACGAAGCAUUGUACAGCCACGCAAAGAAGGUAGGAGAACAUUUGCUAGGAGGAGAAUCAAAUGUGCAUCAUCUUCCAAAGAUCAUGGCAGCGGAGGACUUCAGCUUCUACUCGCAGCAGAUGCCUGCUGCAUUUUUCAUGAUCGGAGUGAAGAAUGAAACUAUGAAAUCUGGAAUACCGUUGCACUCGCCAUAUAUUGUCCUAGAUGAGCGAGUUCUUCCAGUUGGAGCUGCUCUUCAUGCUGCAGUUGCAAUUUCUUACUUGAAUGAACAAUCUGUGCACAGUAAUUAAGAGGGUAGGAGAAUGGCAUUUGCCACAUUUCUUGUUUUGCUAAAGGGGGAUUUCGACAUAACAAUGUCUUUGCAGAUGAAAUUUUUAGAUGCUCUGUUUCCAAUUUGGUUUUGCUAUAAAUAAAUGAUAGGGCCCUGUAAAGUGUUAAGCACAUUGUGGAAAAGGAUGCAUUGUUUUUAUGCCAUUAAGUUUACAGAAUUUAGAAUUUUUGGUUCA